This is a messenger RNA of Osmerus eperlanus (European smelt), 1617 nucleotides long. RefSeq names its product APAF1 interacting protein (gene apip). Gene Ontology annotation, molecular function: methylthioribulose 1-phosphate dehydratase activity; metal ion binding. Gene Ontology annotation, cellular component: cytoplasm. The transcript has 8 exons. The record is from RefSeq and is a predicted model, not a curated record. Lineage: Eukaryota; Metazoa; Chordata; Actinopteri; Osmeriformes; Osmeridae. The coding region runs from base 159 to 884 and encodes 241 amino acids.
CAUAAACGUUUGAACAGCAGCACAGAAUGAUUCUGUCGCACAAGUAUGACGAUUCAUUCACUUUAAUAACGUUGUAGCUCCUAGAUGUCGAGUGCAAUGUUCUUGCGAUAUUAGUCCAAGGGAGAACAAGCAAUAUCCAGGCAAUACCUACAACGGAAAUGUCUUCGCUAUGUGACACAAGCAAUGGAGAGAGUCAUGCUGAUCCAUGCCAGGAUAAGGAACAUCCACGGAUGCUCAUCCCAGAAUUGUGUCGGCUCUUCUAUCAGCUGGGCUGGGUGACCGGGACAGGCGGAGGGAUAAGUUUGCGCCAUGGAGACCAGAUUUACAUUGCUCCUUCAGGGGUCCAGAAGGAGAGAAUACAGCCAGAAGACAUGUUUGUUUGUGAUGUGGCGGAAAGAGACAUCAGUUCCCCUCCUGCCUGGAAAAAGCUGAGAAAGAGCCAAUGCACCCCUCUGUUUAUGAAUGCCUACACAAUGAGAGCGGCCCAGGCUGUCAUACACACCCACUCAAAGGCUGCUGUCAUGGCAACAUUGCUGUAUCCUGGCAAGGAAUUCCGGAUAACUCACCAGGAAAUGAUCAAGGGAAUUCGUAAGGGCAACUCCGGCACCAACUACAGAUACAAUGACACACUGGUAGUGCCAAUCAUUGAGAAUACCCCAGAGGAGCAAGACCUGAAGGAGCGUAUGGCACUAGCAAUGGAAGAAUAUCCUGAAGCUUGUGCAGUCCUGGUCCGUCGUCAUGGCGUCUACGUGUGGGGAGAAACCUGGGAGAAAGCCAAGACAAUGUGUGAGUGCUACGACUAUCUUUUUGACAUCGCUGUCCAAAUGAAACAGUGUGGACUUGAUCCUUCUGCGGUCCCCUCUGAAGAGAUUGACAUUGUUUGACGAUAGACAUAACUGGUGCAUGAUAAACAUUUGGGGCUUUAAUAGAUCUUUGUAAAGCAAUGCAGAUUUAUGGUUGUUAGGUUGGGAAGUUUGGUAUCAUAUGAUUACGUAGCCUAACUGCUUGUCCUUUAUUUGCCUUUUACUGUUCCUAUUGGUGUGUGACAACUACAACACUUUUUCAUGCUAGUUGUGUCAGCAGGUUUCUUUGGUCCAACUGUUAUUGACAAGAUCUUUGGUUCAGAAGAAAGGCUAUGUGUGCUUUUCUUCCAGCCCAGAACUAAGACACUUUUAAAAGUUAAAGUGUAGUGGUGCCAUUGUUGUUUGCCAGAAGGAACUGUAUUGCAUGGUUGGGUGGAUUUUCACUUUUAAAUGAUAUGCAUUGUGUGUUUUCUAUUCAAGAACUAUAAGUACACGUGAUGCUCGUGUUUUAAAAUAAUACAAAGCUUAUUACCCAAACUGUUAGCGAUCCCUUGUCGAACACAGAUCAUUGGUAAUUAUGCAGUGGAUCAGAUGAUGAGCAAUAAAGAAAAUGUUAAUUUGCUAAGAUUUAUAAAUCAACAGAGAGAUGUGUGACAGCCUAAGAGCUUUUUAAACAAUGAGUUAUGCCCCAGUGUUGUGGCAUCCACAUCUCAUGGGAAAAGGAACACUCAAUGCUAAGCCAUAUUUUUUUUAUUGAUAAUGAAGUAAAUGUGUUUGAUUUUUAAGUUAAAUAAAAGCCUUGUGACACGCUCAA